CUUUUUUCUUCAUUCAUUACACACCAAGAAAAUUUUCACGUCAUAAUACGCGUUUCGCUUAGCAAAAAUUUUUUUGUAAAAAUUUUUCUAAAAUACUCCUAUUAAAAUGGAAUAAAUCAAUAUGAAAGUGUUUUAAACACCCAAUUCAAGUGAUGCCCUACCAAAGUGCAAUAUUGGUGUGCUGAAAUAUAAAUUUCAUGAGGCAUAAAUUGGCCAAUGAAAAAUCUAAUAAUCAAAUCUAUCUAGUCAUUACAAAUUAUUUCCUUGUUUCUUAUUCAAAACGACCGACCUACCUACCAACAACAACGACCAGCAGCAAGCAGCCAGCCAGUAAAACGAGUGAAAAAAUCUAUCUUUUAGGCGACGACUACCUUGAAUUAAAAUAAAAAGAAAAACAACACACAAAAAAGCAAUAACAACAAACAAAUUUGUUAAAUAUUUCGUCAGCAAAACAAGAAGUACAUAAAAACAAAAAUGAUGUGUUUAUGAAAUUUCAAAAAUAUGACACAAAAAAAGAAAAAUCCUAAUUAAUUGAAGUGAGAUUAAAAUUGAAAAGAGAGAUAGAAAGAAAAGUGAAUAAUGUUGCUUAACAAAAGGAAAUUGAUUGUUUCAUUCUAGUGGGAAAUAUAUCCUCUUCAAUAAGAAAUUAAAUAUUGUAUAUAAGCAUAACCAACCAUAUGUAGUGAAGAAAAUCUAAGUGAAGUGCUACCAGUGAGAGAGAGAGAGAGGAAAAGAGCCAGAGAGAGGAGUAGCAUACAAAUUAUAAGGGGUUGUAAAACCCCCUCUCACUUGACACUUGCUGGUGCGUGUGUACGUUCGACGAGAGUGAGUGCGUGAUUGUGUUUCUCAACCAUUAUCCUUCGUUCUCGACAUCACUUCACCACUUCCAUGUCGUUAUCCUCAUACUCCGGCGACAAAAAUUUGACAUAUACCCCCCUCCGUACAUAACUGAGAGUGUCCUCGCAUGACAAAUUAAUUGUUGGUGAGAGAAGGAGAGUGUGUUAUUUUUAUUGGCUCUUCGUCGUCGUCGGCCGUGGCAUCGCUGUUGAAACAAGUGAAGGAUUUAAGGAUUUGCAACAAAAAUAGAAGAAACAAGAAAACAUUACAACAUGGAUAACGACGACACAUUACUCAAUAAUCGUGGUCCUCAGCCUGGUGCUGAGACCGUUUACGGCACCGAUGACAACAACAUGGUCAUGUCUGAAAAGAACGAACAGGUUGUCAGCAUCGUGCAACAAUUAGCCGGAAGUAUUUAUCAAGAGUUUGAACGCAUGAUAAAUUGCUAUGAUGAAGAUGUGGUUAAGAACCUAAUGCCCUUGCUGGUUAACGUGCUAGAAUGCCUGGAUGCAUCAUAUCGCAUAAAUCAAGAACAGGAUGUGGAAUUGGAGCUGUUGAGAGAAGAUAAUGAGCAACUGGUGACACAAUAUGAACGGGAGAAAAGUGCAAGAAAGCAGGCUGAACAAAAGCUGCUGGAAUCGGAAGAUUUGGCGGAGCAGGAAAACAAAGAGCUAGCAAGUCGCCUCGAGUCCCUAGAGAGUAUAGUACGAAUGUUAGAAUUAAAGCAUAAAAAUAGUUUAGAACAUGCCAGCCGUUUGGAGGAACGUGAAUCCGAUUUGAAAAAGGAAUACAAUAAACUCCACGAACGGUAUACAGAAUUAUUUAAAAAUCAUGUAGAUUAUAUGGAACGUACCAAAAUGCUAAUGGGUUCAACCCAUUCCCAAAUGAGCUCAACAUCCGAACGCAUGGAAUUGAGUCGAGCAAGAUUAAAUCCAGUGGCGAGAUCAUCUGGUCCCGUAUCAUUUGGUUUUGCUUCGCUGGAAAAUUCCGCCAUGUUAGAUACGGAAACAAUUUGCAGUGUUGGCAGCAAUUCGGAUGACUCAGGUCCACCUUCGUUACAAAAUGAAUUCGAUAAUCUACAGACGGUAGAGAGGGCGGCUGAAACCGACACAUUACAACAACAAAAUCAAGCCACCUCACCACAAAGUGAUAGUAGUCCCACUGUGCCAAAUAUACCAUCUAACGUUGGUCGUACGACUACGAAAAAGGAACAACGCUCUGCCAAUACUUUGUACCAAGAGCUGUCCUUUCAAGAUAAUGAAGAGAGCGAAGAUAACGAAAUUGUUACAGGGAGCUGGGUACAUCCUGGGGAAUAUGCUUCUUCAGCUAAUGACAACUAUUUUGGGAUGGGCAAAGAGGUGGAGAAUCUCAUCAUGGAAAACAAUGAGCUGUUGGCUACUAAGAAUGCUCUUAACAUUGUCAAAGAUGAUUUGAUAGCCAGAGUCGAUGAACUCACCGGUGAAAUUGAAAUAUUGCGCGAGGAGCUGAAUGCCAUGCAGCAAUCAAGGAAUAAAUUACGUACCAAAGUUCAAGAGCUGGAGGAAGAAUUGAAAAAGACCAAAGAACAGGUUAAGCAACAAACAGACAAUGAUCAGGAUGAAAAUGAUGUACCGCUGGCCCAACGCAAACGUUUUACACGCGUCGAAAUGGCCAUGGUGCUCAUGGAACGUAAUCAGUACAAGGAACGUUUAAUGGAGUUACAAGAGGCUGUGCGUCUAACGGAAAUUCUAAGGGCAUCGCGUACCGUAGACAACCUUGAUAAAAAAUCUAAACAAAGCAUUUGGAAGUAUUUUAGUAAUCUUUUCACCCCCUCCAAUCGCCCACCGGAGCGUGUCAGCGAUGGCCAAGGGGGUGGACCUAUUUUUCGUUACUCAAGCCCAUCCCACUCCCACGGAUCCCCCAGUAGAAAUAGCGACAGUCGCCUUGCCAUAACCGGUGGUCGUGAUGGUGGUCCCAUGCCACAUCCGGCAAGUGCUGGCCUAGCCAAUGCCUUGCCCAACAAAGAUUACACCGAAGAAGGUACCUCGGAAAGAGCUCGGGCCAGGCGCCAUGAACAGUACCGUCAACUACGGGCUCACGUCCAAAAGGAAGACGGUCGCCUGCAUGCCUAUGGCUGGAGUUUGCCUGUAAACAAAACAGAAAAAGAACCCCAAACCAGACAUUCUGGUGGUGUACCAGUGCCAGUCUAUUGUAAUCCCUUGGCCGAGGCCUCGCCUCACAUGAAAGUCUUUUGUGCAGCUGGUGUUAAUCUUAAUGGUGGCUUCUUCAAAAAUGGCCAGUGCAUUAUACCAAGUAAUUCUCCGUUUGCUCCUCGCUCUACGGCAAAAAUUGCCGAAAUAACCAGUCCCUCAGCUGAACAUUCGGCCGAGGCAUUAGAUCGACAAAUUACUCGAGCUAGCCUUGAACAUCUGGAGCCCGAGACACAAUUGACUCCUUAUGUCUGGAUAUGCACGAGCACACAUGCAGCCAGUACUGUCACUGUGGUCGAUGCCAAUCAAUCGGCCACGGUGUUAGAUGUGUUCCCGGUCUGUGCCUCCCAUUUGUUGUGCAUUGCCUCUGUACCCGGUGCCAUGGAAAAGGAUUAUGCCUUAUUGGAAAAUUCAGAAGUCAUAAAGGCCGGCGAAAUGCUGGAAAGGCCGGGCGAAGGCUCUGAAGGCCUUGGAAAAGUUGAAUUUGUACGUGUUAAACCGAAGUCGGAUAAAAAUAGCAAUACCAAAGAUACGGCUGAACCUUCGCUGGAGGUGAAUGCCGAAACUCCAGUCGAAGAAAAGGCCAAGGAAGCUACAGAAAAAUCAAACGAACAGAAUGGCUCAGCAGUGCCCAUUGAACCCUUGGGCAAUGUUAAUGAAAUCAAAAUACGUCAACCCAUACCCGGUGCUCCACAACGUCUUCGAAAUGAUGCAAACAAUGCCAGCACGAAUGCUACAUCAAACAACGGCAGCAGCAGCAUGGUCACAACGUUGACCACCACCAGCAACAACAAUAAUUCACUGAGUCAACAACUACCCUUCUCAAAACCAAACAAUCCCAUAUUGGGAACAAAGGAUCGCCAAGAGGAUGCCAUGAGCUCGGUGGGUCCUACCAUGUGGAUGGGUGCUCAAGAUGGUUGGUUGUAUGUGCACAGUUCUGUUGGCCGUUGGCAUGAAUGCUUGCAUAAAGUUCACUUGCCGGAUGCCGUCCUAGCGAUAGUUCAUGUUGAGUCACGGGUCGUGGUGGCCCUUGCAAAUGCACAAUUAGCCGUGUUCCGUCGCCAAACAGACGGCCAAUGGGAUCUGAAUAGUUAUCACCUAGUUACGCUAGGUGACCGUAAUCAUUCGAUACGUUGCCUCUGUGUGGCCGGCGAACGCAUAUGGGCCGCUCAUCGCAAUAAGAUAUUUAUUAUCGAUCCGAUAUCAUUGAAUGUCAUCCAUUCGCUGGAUGCCCAUCCGCGCAAAGAGAGCCAAGUACGACAGAUGGCGGCAACAGGUGCUGGUGUGUGGGUUUCAAUAAGACUGGAUUCCACAUUACGUUUGUACAACACCUAUACAUUUGAACACAAACAAGAUGUCGAUAUUGAACCGUAUGUUUCUAAGAUGCUGGGUACUGGCAAAUUGGGCUUUUCGUUUGUACGAAUAACGGCAUUGAUGGUGUCAUGUAACCGCCUCUGGAUAGGCACAAGUAAUGGCGUUAUCAUUUCCGUACCACUAACGGAGGGUCAAGGUGAUCCCAGUACUCAAUUGCCAACAUGCUGUAUGGCAAAUGCUCAAUUGUCCUUCCACGGACAUAGGGAUGCAGUUAAGUUCUUUGUUUCGGUACCGUUGCGACAAAACAACAGCGCUCAAUUACAAUUUACUAACAAACGGCCCGAUAUGUUGGUAAUGUGUGGCGGUGAAGGUUACAUUGAUUUUCGCAUAAGACAAGAAAGAUCUGUAACUGAUGCUAGUGAUAAUGCUGCGCAUUUGAUAGUUUGGAAAGUUGAUUCAUGAUAAUGAUAUGGAGAAAAGCAUUAACUUGGAGCAGAAUCAGACAAUCGAAAAUCGCGGCGACAAAAGCUAUUUGAUUGUGUGGCAUGUUAGUCAACGUUAAGUUAAGUUCAUGCAAUUGUUGUUUUAAACACCAAUGUUUUAUUAACAAAGAUUGUUUAUAAAAAUUCAACACCUUAACCUAACCCCUAACCCCUUUUGUCCUCACUAAUAUAUGUUUUACCAAAAAAAAAAAAUCAAUUUAUCUUUUAGUUUUUAUAUAUUUUGUAUACAAAUGGAAAACAACAAAAAUUAAUUAUAUAGCAUAAUUAAAUUUGUAUUCAACAACUUAUUAAAAACAAAAGACAACAAAAAAAGAAGGAAAUCAUAGAACCAUACCAUAACACCACCACCAAAAAACGCAAAAGUGAACAUUUUAUGUAGCAAACGCAUGAUAAAGCAGAACUUUAGAUAAGAAAGAUAAAGCUUUUAAAGAUAUGAUUUUUCUAAGGAGAAAAACAAUGAAGUAUGUUACUCUUUUUUUUUUCAUUUUUAAGUUAAUAUUAUGUUUUACGCUUUUAUAAUAUGAAAAUUGAAGCUUUAUACAUACAUCAUAUUAUACAAUGUACUUUGGAAUGUAUUAGGCAAAAAACAAAAAAUAAUGGAGACAAAAUUACAUUAAAUAUUUAUAUAUACAUUAUUAUAUAUAUUUAAUUACAUAUUAUGUAGACAAGUGAUAUUGUAACCCCCUAAAGAAGAAACCAUAGAAAAGAAACAACAAAUAUUAAAAUAAUUUAUGUAAUAAAAAAUAACAAUUUAAAUUAACAAAAAUAAAAACAAAUUAUUAAUUAAAACAUGCAGUUAGAAAAAAAGAACUAAACGAAAUAUAUACACUAAUAUUUUCAAUCUCUCUAAACCAACACUCUUAAAUCAAAUCCACAAUCUCCUUUUUUCUACUCUUCUCAUAUCUUAAUAAGACAUAACCACUAAAAUGUUUUGUUUUUCUUUUUUAUUUGUUUCCUCUAACAUUGGUUAUAAUACUUUAUUAAAAUUAUAUUUUAGUUUUUAUAAUUUACAUGUAUAUAAUUUUAAAGCAACUGUAUAUUAUUUUCUCAUUUACUUUAGUUUUUCGAAAAUUAUUAUUUUAGAAAAAAAGAAACUACAUUUUAUUGUUUUAAAAUAAUUUGUUAAAUUCGUUUGUAAGUUUUUAUUUUUAAAUUAAAACACCAAGAAAAAACUAUAGAACAAACAAUUCUUUUAAUAAAUAGAUCGUUAAUACAGGGCGAGAUAAAAAAACACUGCAACAAAGUCAAACGCCAUAAUUUUUACAUUUUUUUAAAAAUUUUUAUUGAAUCAAAGCAAAAAAUGUCGGAAAUAGCAUCAAAUUUUAGAAUAAGUUUAGAUUUGUUCGAAUUGGUCACCAUUGCACGAAUUAUGGCCUUUACACGGCCAAUGAAACCGUCACACCCUGCCCGAAUGUUGCUCUGCGGUAUUUUGGCCCAUUUCCGACGAAGCACUUGCUUGAGGUGAUCGACACUUUGGUAUUUUUUGGUGUCAACCUUGCUGUCGAAAAUACUCCAGACACAAUAGACCAACGGAUUGGUAUCCGGAGAUUUUGGUGGCUAUUGUCCGCUGGAAAUGAAGCGAGGAACAUAAUUUUGUAACCAUUCGUGGGUGGGGCGAGUCCCGUUGGAAUGUCCAAGAUCUGCGGCCAAAAUGUUUGCGUGCCCAAGGCGUUAGUACACCCUACAGAAUAUUUUCGCUAUAAUAUUCGGCAUUUAUUCUGAUGACACGGUCCAUUAAUACGAGCGGAGAGCGACCAUCGGCUGUUAUGGCACAUUUUCAGCAGACGUCUUUGGCAAGUAAACACGAUCAUUUUGUUUGUUUACAAACUGCUGGACAACGAAUGUUUUCUCAUCGGAGAAAACGAAAUUCGGCAGUUCACCACUUUCGGUCAAGCAAAGUUACUCUUUAGCUCUUUUGAGUCUAUUUUCUUUCUGUUGCGGUAUAAGUUCUUGCAAAUUUUGAAAUUCCAACUGCUUUACCCCGAGCUCAUUUUUCAAUAUUUACCGAAUGGAAAUAUUGCUAUAUGUUCAGCCCACGAGCCAUUUUUCGGCCACUGCGACAUGGGUUUCGAUCAAGUCGCUACGGGCUACGCUACCUGUAUCACGGUAACGAGCGAUGGUACGAGACACAAAAGAUUAAUUCACAUUUUAAUGCUGGAGUGCUUUAAUGAUAGCCACUUGCGGUUUUCCAGCCAAAUAUAAAGAAAUCACACUAUCACGCUUCAAUUCCAUCGCGAAUAACUUUUUUUCUAUAAAAUUCUCACCAAAAAGCUUUUGUACGCUUGUAAACAAUGUAAUGAGCUGUCACUGGAAUAAUCCUAACAGCUGUCGGACUAGUGGUUUAGAAAUGACAGCAGUCCGAAGUUGGUUGCAGUUUUUUCAUCUCACCCUGUAUACGUUGAACAAACAUUUUUAUGGAAUGAAAGCAAGGAUAGUUUUUAUACUUCUUUGUGAUAGAAUAUUUUUCCAUUACUUCCCUUCUGAAGAAAAUUUCGAAUGCGUCCAAAGCCCGACCCUAAUUGGGCCCAAAGGCACUUCGAAACAAAUAAAUUUGGAUUAGUAGCAUAGUUAUCGACGUGUUUGUUCUGCUAAUGUGGUUAUGGUUCAUAAUCCAAAUGUAAAUUUCAGAUACUUGUGUGAGAUUUUCACAUAAAUCUUCCGGACUAAGCCAGGUAGGUGUGGUAGGGGCGUUUCGUCAUUUCGCGCCCAUCGGUAACUCCAUAAUUAUGAGUACUACUAAGACCACCCUUACUUCGUCUUUAUAUAGAGAUGGUAUCUUUUAUGGAGAGUUCUAUUCACCAUAUGUAGGUUUGAAUGAUUAUCACUUUUCAGGAUAUGAAUUUUUACAAUUCAAAGUAACUCGAUGUGUUUUAGUAUAUCGGUAUAUUAGACGAUCGCGAAAAGAAAACGGAAAACAAAUUUUGGGAAACUUUUCUUUAAUUAACUUAAAGAAUUUCUUUGUAUACUUUUAUUCCAAUAUCUUUUUUAACUUACAUUUUCGUUAUUUUUUAAUCACCACUUUAUCAAACACACACUGUAAUGCCUUUCGGCCAAGUAUUGGAAAAUAUAUGCAAUAUUUUUAUAGGAUUUUUUUCGUUUUGUAAAUAUUACUACACAAAA
Messenger RNA from Musca domestica (house fly), 7963 nucleotides. Its product is annotated as JNK-interacting protein 3-like. Gene Ontology annotation, molecular function: kinesin binding; MAP kinase scaffold activity; signaling receptor complex adaptor activity. The transcript has 17 exons. NCBI's taxonomy places the organism in Eukaryota, Metazoa, Arthropoda, Insecta, Diptera, Muscidae. Gene Ontology annotation, biological process: vesicle-mediated transport. The coding region runs from base 1110 to 4802 and encodes 1230 amino acids. The record is from RefSeq and is a predicted model, not a curated record. Gene Ontology annotation, cellular component: cytoplasm.